Molecule: messenger RNA, 2532 nt
Organism: Osmerus eperlanus (European smelt)
Lineage: Eukaryota; Metazoa; Chordata; Actinopteri; Osmeriformes; Osmeridae
Gene: aldh5a1
Product: aldehyde dehydrogenase 5 family, member A1 (succinate-semialdehyde dehydrogenase)
Exons: 11
Coding region: 36-1604 (522 amino acids)
Biological process (GO): GABA catabolic process
Cellular component (GO): mitochondrion
Molecular function (GO): succinate-semialdehyde dehydrogenase (NAD+) activity
Source: RefSeq, a predicted model, not a curated record
GCAGGCGGGGGUUGGAUUGCGAGGGCGUAGUUUUGAUGAUAGUCGUUGAAGGCUCAUGCGAAAGUAGCUCCUGCAGACGCUGGAAACAAUCGAUGGAACUGACGGAUGUUUUGACAGGCCUGCCCACUGUCAUGCAUCGGCAGUAUAGCCUCGAUAUUUCUACACAACUGCUACGUAGUCAGGGCUAUGUAGACGGGCGUUGGAUAUCUGCUGCUUCGUCCUUCUCAGUGUUGGACCCAGCGACAGGAGAAGAGAUCGCAAAAGUAGCAGACUGCGGUCCAUCCGAAGCUAAAACAGCGGUCGACGCAGCCUACAAGGCAUUCUAUUCAUGGAAGCAAUACACAGCCAAGGAGAGAAGUGUGCUCCUGCGGAAAUGGUACGACCUGAUGACACUGCACAAGGAGGACCUGGCUAAGCUUAUCACGUUUGAAUGUGGCAAGCCUAUGAAGGAGUCUCUGGGUGAGAUCGCCUAUGCUGCCGCCUUCCUGGAAUGGUUCUCCGAGGAGGCACGCCGCGUCUACGGAGACGUGGUCCCCUCGGCCUUCAAGGACCGCAAGAUCCUGCUGCUCAAACAACCAGUGGGCGUGGCUUCCAUCAUCACCCCGUGGAACUUCCCCAGCGCCAUGAUCACCAGGAAAGUUGGCGCUGCCCUGGCGGCCGGCUGCACGGUGGUGGUGAAGCCUGCCGAGGACACGCCCCUCUCUGCCCUGGCGCUCGCCGAGCUGGCAAGCCAGGCGGGGAUCCCAGCUGGGGUGUUCAACGUGGUGCCCUGCUCCAGGGAGAAGACCCCCUCUGUGGGGGAGGUCCUGUGCACAGACCCCCUGGUGGGGAAGGUCUCCUUUACUGGCUCUACCGCCACAGGCAAGAUCCUCUUGAAACACGCUGCUGACACCGUCAAGAGGGUUUCCAUGGAGCUGGGCGGCCAUGCUCCCUUCAUUGUGUUUGACAGUGCAGAUGUGGACAAGGCUGUAGCAGGAGCCAUGGGCUCCAAGUUCAGGAACUCAGGACAGACGUGCGUGUGCUCCAACCGCUUUCUGGUUCAGAGUGGCAUCCACGAUCGCUUCAUGGAGAAGCUAGGCCUGGCCAUGGACGCAGAGCUCAGGAUGGGCCACGGCUCUGACCCCACCACCACCCAGGGGCCCCUCAUCAACGUCCGCGCUGCUGAGAAGGUGGAGCACCAGGUGACUGACGCGGUGUCGCUGGGGGCCAAGGUGCUGAGGGGGGGAAAGCGUCUGGACGGCUCCUUCAUGCAGCCCACCCUGCUGGCUGACGUCACCACGGACAUGCUGUGCACCAAGGAGGAGACCUUUGGCCCCCUCAUACCAGUCAUCAGGUUCGAUUCAGAGGAGGAGGCACUUGCCAUUGCGAACGCUUCUCACGUGGGGUUAGCAGGGUAUUUCUUCUCACAGGACGUCAGUCAGAUCUGGCGGGUGGCGGAGAACCUGGAGGUGGGCAUGGUAGGGGUCAACGAGGGCCUCCUCUCCACCGCGGAGGCCUCCUUCGGUGGGGUCAAACAGUCGGGCCUGGGCCGCGAGGGCUCCAAGUACGGCAUCGAGGAGUACCUAGAUGUCAAGUACAUGUGCUUCGGAGGCCUGACCCUCUGAAAGAUGGAGGUCGGUUGACCUCCCAGUACCUUUGAUUCAGUUGUCUUCAUGUGCUAGUUUUGAAGGUGAUUGCUAAAGAGGUUCCCCUUAACCACAAAUCUGGGAUUAGGGUUCAAUAACUGCAGUAUGAAUCAGGAAGAGAAACAUCUGAUCCAGAAUCUGUAGUUAAGGGCUUUUUGACCCCCAUUUGAUACAAGGUGGGGUUGAGUGAUGGUCAAAGGGAGAUUCUCCAAGGGUCCAUGUCAUAGUUAAAUCGUUCACACAGCUAAAACAGUUGAUGACAAUCAUCACAUAUGAUUCCUUGUAGAAGUAUAACAAGACUGGUAUUAUGUUGUUAUUUCCUGUCUCUGCAAAUAGAGAAAGAAACCUAACUAGAGCCUUAAUUGCUUGGAUACAAGUGAAGAAGUAGGAAAAUCACUGCUGAAGACUACAUUAGAAUAUGCUAUCGACAGACUUAUACUGCUAAGUUGAUGGACUGCAUGUAGACAGAUGGGAGAAAUUCUGGGUUCAUAAGAGGGUGCUUCUUGGAUCUGGCUCUUGAUAGUACUGGAUCUUUGCUGCUUAGUUGUUCUGCAACUUCACAUAGUUUUAUUUGUGCAAAUACCAUCAAUGUUAAUUUCAACUUCAAAUAAUAUGAAGUGUAGCAAGAUGACCACGAAAAUAAGCACAACUGCACUGAUAGUGAGAUUCAUACCAAUGCACAAUAAUUACAUUUAAUUAUAAUUUUUUACAAACUUUAUAAAUAACUGUAAUGUAUUUUGAUGUCUGGGGUAUUGUGAUAUUAGAAAUUGUAUCAGCUAAAUCUAAUUUAAUUACAAUUUCAUGAUACUUGGAUUUUGAAUAUAGAUGUUUCAGAUGUGCUGCGUAAUACUACAGUAAAGUUGUUAUACUAACACUUCUUUCUUUUGAAUAAAUUGUCCUAUCCUAU